CUUGACUGUUUAAUAAACCCUGGGUUGAAGUGAUUGGGGAAGAACUGAACUAGGAAACGGACUUGGAAGACUAGAUGGGCGCAGGCUUUAAGGCUGAUCAAGGCCUGCACUUGUGAAAGCAGCCUUUGUGUGGCGCUGUUGGACGCGGUUUGUACGUUGCGGGUAUGUGUUGUGACGCGUCACGGCUGCUGUGGUCGCAGGUGUAAAAUCGAGCCGGUGGCGUUUCUCCAGAAGGUCCCACCGCGGUCGUGCGUUUAACGGAGUCACUGGUUAAGCCGCCAGCGUCCGCGCGGAGCCGCGAGGUGGAAGGUUUUCAUUCCAAACGGGCGCUUCCGUCAGUCUCGGUGUUAACGCGGUAUCGUCUGUUUCUGCUUUUCUCGGCAGCCAGUGCGACUCUUCACGGAUAAGUUCGGCCGCCCCUGCUCCACAGUCUGUAUCAGCGGUCUGAGCUGUGCCUGGUGGGCGGGGUCAGGUCCUCUUCAUCUCUAUCAGAGCGAUGCGAGCGAGCCCCCCGUGGCCGUCGCGGCCGCUUAUAUUAAUUCUUUUCAAACUGCACGUAACAUUUGAAGUAUAAAACCAGUACUCUUUAUUACAAAGACCACAAAACGUACAUAGACGUACCAGAUGUUUAGACGUUUUCAGCAUCUCACAAACGAGCGUUUGUGUUUGAGUAAUAAUAAGGAGCGAUACAGGCAGUACGUUUAUCGUGUGUGACUGAGUUUUGCUGCACUUUUCUACACAGAAAAAAGCUUUGACUAACAUACUUUCUAACCCUAGAAAAUCGUUUGUUUCAUUCCUGCUCACAAUUUUGAGGUUCUUCAACAAUUAGUUAAAAUGUUUUUUUUCCUGUCAGUUUUGUGUAAAUUGUCAUAUCUACAGUGCCCUGCUGGUGCCAUCCUGUAUAAAUAAAGAAGCGUGACCAUUACUUAGGCGUGGGAAUGAGAUGAUUAAGUCAUGGUCACAAUUUAUCCUUGACCACAGCUUAAGAUAUUAUCUUGUUCCCACACCUCAAGUCGUGGCCAGGACUUAGUAAGACGUGGAAACGAGAUCAUUAACUGGUGGUCAUACAUUAGGGUCUGGUUUCCAUGAAGUAUAUUUCUUUAUACAGGACGUCACCAGGAGGCCACCACACAUAUCCUACUAUAGGAUAGACUCAACACCAGGCCAGGAAAAGUAUCCAAAAGUGGCCCAUGAGGAUGCUUAACUUGAUCAACCAGAAAGUUACCCUAACUUCACCACCUCACUGAAUGAGUUAUUUUACACGUGUAUUUGUGUGUAUAUAUUAAUACUUUGAGGUGAAAUAGUUUAUUGCAGUAAAAUACAUUUUAAAAACCCACCUUCAUUUUUGUCGAUGAUUUCAGUUUGUCUUUUUGGCCGUUAACCCACAGCCACAAAAAGUUUAGGCACCCAUGCUUUACAACUCUUCACACUCACAAACCUUUUCUUCACGGCUCUUCAGGUAACAAAGUGGUUCCUCUGUUGCAUCACUCAAAGAAACCUUUAUGAGUUUUAGUCACCAAAGGGACGCACAUUCAUACAGAAAAGAGCAUUCUACAAUGUCUGGUUUCCAGGCCUCCAAAAUCUCUUGGAGCCAUAUUAGGAGACAAGGCACCACAUCUCUGUCCAUGGUCAUGACAUUUUAAGGCAGAACUGCAGGUUGGUCUCUAAAUAGACUGCGCAGAGGUCCAUGCUGUACAGAAGAACAUACAGUAGUUGGGUAUUAAGGAUCACUAUACAUUCUGUUAUUUUAAUAGAACAUUGAUUCAAAUUCACAGGCAUUAUUCUUGAUAUAGCAAAGACACAUACCUUUCAUGGGAUUAUAUCAGCCUAUUCCUCCCUUGUGCUUGGAAUAACUCCACCUCACUCCCCAAAGGAAGUGAGAGUUGGUUACGUACACACAAAGUACAAAGGGACACAGUGUGCUUAUCAAAGAGCUCUAAAUAGCCUGUUUUUGUUUCAUUCAAUAAUUGCUCUGCUGCAUGUAUUACAUUAGCACUUUUUAUACUGAAAAUCAAAACCAAAAGUUAUAGUGUUGGCCAGAAUGAAUCUAUGGAAUUUUUUGGGUUGCAUUGUUUCCCAUGUGACACCCUGUAUUCAUGCAGGAAUUAGUUCCUUAUUUAAUGACGACACAAAACAAGUUUCUCAGAAUUUUGGUUUCACAAACACUUAGACACUCAAUACAACACUCAACAAAUAUCGAUCCUACUUUAAUAUGACAGCCUGUUGUAUAGAUAAAGGGAUAAUCCUGUAUGUAGUGUUCUUUCUUGUGCAAAAUGGAAAUGGAGAGGAGUGCACUCAGAUUAGAAAGGAUGGACAUUACACGUGUGGCGGAAGGAAUCUCACCUGCAUACCUACCAGUAUUCCUUCCUCUGUGGAGAUGCUGGACUUCAGUUUUAAUUUCUUGCCCACCUUGCGGAGGACUGUAUUCCCUCAGCUGUAUAAUCUGAAAUGUUUAGAUCUCACAAGAUGUCAUAUCCAUCAUAUUACUGACGAUGCUUUCCACAAUGUGAAGAAUGUGGCCACUCUAAUUCUCACUGGAAACCCUGUCUCAUAUAUAGGACCUGAUGGAUUAAACUCAUUACGUAAACUACAAAGAUUAGUUCUUGUGGACACUGGCCUGUCAUCUUUAAAUGUCCAGUUCAACAAUCUCACCGGGCUUCAAGAACUAAACAUUGGGACUAACAACAUUCAGUCCAUGGCUCUUCCACCUUUCAUGAUAAAGUUCAGGGACUUCAGUUCACUGGAUCUUCAUGCUAAUAACAUAUCCAUCUUAAGAGUAGAUGACACUGAUGUUCUACGACGGAUGAGGGGGAAUAUCACAUUAAUCCUCUCACAGAACCCGAUAUUAUACAUAGAACCAGGGACAUUUCAGAACCUUCACCUCAGAGAGCUGAACAUACGGAGUGCCUUCGUUUCACUCAAUGCACUGAGGGAUGGUCUAAAAGGACUCGGUGGUCUUAAUGUUGACAAAUUCAUCAUUGGAAACUACAGAGAGGGCAAUGCAGGGACGCCUGAGGGCAUUUACCUUGAUGGCCUCUGCAUGAUCAAUUUCAAAGAAAUUGAAUUUCUCAGACUUGGCUCAUCAGCUUCUGACUUCCAUUGUAUUGUCAAUGCAACAAAGAUCAAAAUUGAACGAGGCGCUAUAAGAACAAUAGAAAACGUUCCGUUUCAGAACAUUAAAGAGCUCUUUAUAGGGUACAACAAUGUACCCAUGAACCUGAAACUUUCACAUCUACAUUCUUUAGAAAAACUUGUGAUACUUGAGAAUAAGUAUACGUUCUUUAAAGGUCUCAGCGACAUGCCCAAACUCCAGCAUGUAGAUCUGAGUGGAGGCAAAAUGAGUCUAGUGCGCUGCUGUUCAGAGUAUUUCAGAGGGAUGCCAAACCUUCGCAGCCUUAACCUGAGUGUAAAUACAGAUUUAUCUUUGAACAAGGAGCCAUUUUCUGGACUUACCUCCUUAGAGGUUUUGGAUUUACACCUCACAAGUUUAAGUGGACUAACUGUGCAAUUUGAACUUUUUAAAAACCUCCCCUAUUUACAAUUCCUGGAUAUUUCAUAUUCAGAUACUACUUUUAGGAGCACAAUGACAUUUAGUUAUCUAAACAAUCUAAAAGUACUAAAAAUGGCAGGCAUCAAUAUCCAAGGAGAUGCACUGACUUAUUUAUUCCAAAAUCUCACAUUUCUGGAAUUACUUGACAUCUCAGAUUGUAAGAUUGAGAGCAUAGCCUGGAAAACAUUUAAAGGUCUCCCAAGACUAAAGCAUUUAGUUCUUAAUCAAAAUAGAUUCAUGGUUUUGGAUUUCUUAACCCACCCUAAUCUAAAAGGCUUAAGAGUAUUUGAAGUGCACACAAAUAACAUUGCUAGCAUUGCACUAAAUAUCCUACAAAAUCUGCCAACGAAUCUCUCAGUUUUUGAUCUGUCCUUUAAUCCAAUUGAUUGUUCCUGUUCACAAAUGAAUUUUAUCUUGUGGAUUACUGGUCAUCAACAAAUAUUCCCCAAAUCAAAUGACAUUUUAUGUAAAAUAUCAUCACAAGCUCCUAAAAUGAGGGUCAUUGACUUUGACGUUGAAAGUUGUAUACACAUCAGAAGACUUGCAAUUGUUUUGUCCAUAUGUGCUGUACUUCUGUUUGUGCUGGCAUCAGUUUUGGCCUAUAGGUUCCAGUUUUACCUGCGGUACGGGUGCGUCCUGCUAAGAGGCUACAGAGCCUCCAGACAGCAAGAAUGUUCCUAUGAUGCAUUUGUGAUCUACUCCAACAAAGAUGAAUCCUGGGUAAUGGAUGAACUGGUGGAAAAUCUGGAAAAUGGGAUCCCACCCAUCCAUCUGUGCCUCCACGUGCGGGACUUUGAAGCAGGCAAGACCAUCACCUCCAACAUCAUAGACGAGGGCAUCAUGGGCAGUCGUAAAAUUAUAGUGGUCAUAUCUAAACACUUCAUUGAGAGCUCUUGGUGCCGAUUCGAGUUUGAGGUGGCUCAGUCCUGGCUGGUGACACAAGGCAACGCCAACAUCAUCAUCAUUAUUCUGGAAGAUGUGGAGGAGGAGAAGACCAAGAAAGUGUUCGGACUCCAUAAGCACCUGAAAAAGAACACUUACCUGAAGUGGAGCGGGAACCCCAUCAGUAACAUGAGGUUCUGGAUUCGGCUCAGAAAAGCUGUCAUGAUGAGAAAUUGAUGUGCACAUCACAUUGUGUCAAUGUAUUAAUGAACUGGUGACCACAUUGUAUGCAACAGAACUGCAGAUAGUGUGAA
Pygocentrus nattereri (red-bellied piranha) is the source of this 4746-nucleotide messenger RNA. Its product is annotated as toll-like receptor 4. Gene Ontology annotation, molecular function: lipopolysaccharide binding; protein binding; lipopolysaccharide immune receptor activity. Gene Ontology annotation, biological process: toll-like receptor signaling pathway; defense response to Gram-negative bacterium; inflammatory response. Lineage: Eukaryota; Metazoa; Chordata; Actinopteri; Characiformes; Serrasalmidae. The transcript has 3 exons. Gene Ontology annotation, cellular component: membrane. Bases 2213 to 4669 code for a protein of 818 amino acids. The record is from RefSeq and is a predicted model, not a curated record.